CCGCACGCUCGAGAUGGCUCCUGUCACACCCAGGGCUCUGCUGGGUCCAGGUCCCACGUGGGGUGGUCCUUGUGGCAGGUGCCACCAUCCCCUCUGUGCCAAGGGUGUCCCCACAGAGGUGUCACGGGUGUGACUGGGGUGUCGGGGUGUUUGAUCCCUCUUGGUGCAGCCCUGUCCCUUGGUCUGGCCCUCAUCCAUCCCAAGGAUGGCAGCUCAGGACCAGCAAUGGUGACAGCCAGGUGCUGCUGUCACCUUGCCCCUUCCAGAGCCCAGCAGCUUCACAGUGAGGCCAUUUCAGACCCUGAUUGUCCCCGUGCCCAGCUCUUGGUGCCAGCCCAACCCAGCUCCUCCCCAGCCACAGCUCCUGCUUUUGGCUUCUUGCAAAAGCAGCUCGACAGGUCCUCCCUGGAGGAGGUGCUGGUGGAGAGGUUUCUGUUCCUGCCCACCACAGUGGGACCUCUCCCCUCGGACCUGCUCUUCUGUGGGCAGCCAAAGCCCUGGGAGAUGCCUUCCUGUGAGGAUGUGGUUGCCCCAGCAUGGCAUGCACCCCACAUCCCCAUCAUCCUCCUCCUCCUCCUCAGGGAACCCCAGGACUGGGAUUUAGGGGUGGCUUGGGGCCGUGCAUUGCUCCACAUGCCAUCGUGCACCUGCCACCCACCAAAACCUGGGGUUUUCAGCAAAAUAACCCCGCCGUGAGCCGAGCUGAGCUGCAGCAGGCCCAGGCCACGCUGGUGUCCCAUGGAGGUGCCCCACGUGUCCCCCAGCAGGGGCAGGGCCUUGUCCCGCUGGUGGCGGGGGCGGUUUCGGCAGCGGAAGCCGCGUCACGUCCUGUGGGGGCUGGGGGGACAAGGAGGGACGUGGGGACACGCCAGGCCUGAUGUCAUCGUGUCUCAGCAAACGCUGCUGUCCCCAGAUGGGCUCGUCACCAUCUGUGGUGAGGGGGACUCAGGGGUGACCCCCAGGCACCGCCCAGGCUCCUGGAGCCCUCUGUUGUCACCAGUCGUGUCCCUUGGUCCCUCAGUUGUGACACCAGUUGUGUCCCUGUCCCUCAGUUGUGUCACCAGUCGUGUUCCUGUCCCUCAGUUGUGUCACCAGUCGUGUCCCUUGGUCCCUCAGUUGUGUCACCAGUCGUGUCCCUGUCCCUCACCCCGUGUGGCACUGCUGGGACUGGGCUGGAUGAGGCACAUGGAGCACUCAUGACAUGGGUGGGUGUGUCCAGAUCUUCCUCCUGCCCCCCACGUUGGGGGCCCUCGGGUGGGGACAUCACUGAUGGGUCCAUGGGACACUCACAUCCUGGGAAAUGCGGUGUUCCCAACCUCCCAGGGUUGUCCCCACCAUCCCACCAGUGUCCCCAUCCUGAGAAUGCUGCUUUCAUUUUCCUACCGUGAUCCCAUCCUCCCACCACUGUCCCCAUCGUUACCUCAGUGUCCCCAUUGUCCUACCAGGGUCCCUGUUGUCCCAGAAGUCCCCAUCUUCUGGAAUCUUCAUGUCCCACCAGUGUCCACAUCUUCUAGAAUCUUCAUGUACCACCAGUGCCUCCAUCUUUUCACUGGGAUCUUCAUGUCCCACCAGUGUCCACAUCUUCUAGAAUCUUCAUGUACCACCAGUGCCUCCAUCUUUUCACUGGGAUCUUCAUGUCCCACCAUUGUUCCAUCACUGUCCCCAUUGUCCCACCAGUGUCCCCAUUGUCCCACCAGUGUCCCCAUCUUCUGGGAUCUUCAUGUCCCACCAGUGUCCCCAUCCUAAGAAUGCUGUUUUCAUUUUCCCACCAUGAUCCCAUCAUCCUACCACUGUCCCAUUGUUCCAUCACUGUCCCCAUUGUCCCACCGUGUCUCCAUUGUCCCACCAGUGUCCCCAUCUUCUUGGAUCUUCAUGUCCCACCAUUGUCCUCAUCUUCUGGAAUUUUCAUGUCUCACCAGUGUCCCCAUCUUCUGGAAUCUUCAUGUCCCACCAGUGUCUCCAUCUUUUCACUGGGGUCUUCGUGUCCCACCAGGAUCCCCCUCCUCCCACGGGUCUCCCCAUCUCCCAGUGCUCUCUGAGCAGGGGGUGCUCCAUCCCUGGGGUGUUUUUGGGGUGACCCCCAGUGCUGACACCCUUCACCCACAGAAUUCCAUGAACCUGCCUCCGGACAAGAUGAAGCUGCUCAACCAGUACGACAACGAGAAGAAGUGGGAGCUGAUCUGUGACCAGGUGAGCUCCAAGCUCAGAGUGUCCCCAGUGCUGUCCCUGUCCCCAGGUGCCACUUGUGGCACAGUUUGGGCACCAAUCUGGCUGUACCAAGCCCUGACAUCCAUCUCAUUACUGACACAGCCCCUCAUUAACCUCAUUAAGCAGGGGUGGGGACAGGGACGCCGUGGCUGCUGUGGGGACGGUGGCACGUCCCUUGCCACACGGGUGGCCCAGUUUCAGCCUCUCUCUGGGCUCUCAGGAGCGUUUCCAGGUGAAGAACCCCCCGUCUGCCUACAUCCAGAAGCUGAAGAGCUACUUGGACACGGGUGGGGUCAGCAGGAAGGUGAGGGGUCCCCGUUGUACCCUGGUCCCCGUGCCAGGCUGGGCACAGGGACGGUGCCAAUGGCUGUCCCUGUCCCAGUGCCAAUGGCUGCCCCUGUCCCACAGUUCAAGAGGAGGGUGCAGGAGUCCACGCAGGUGCUGCGGGAGCUGGAGAUCUCCCUGAGGACCAACUACAUCGGCUGGGUCCAGGAGUUCCUCAACGAGGAGAACAAGGGGCUGGACGUGCUGCUGGAGUACCUCGCCUUCGCCCAGUGCUCCGUCGCGUACGACAUGGAGAGCUCAGAGAACAGCCCUGGCUCUGACAAGGGCAAGGAGAGGUCUCUGGAGGACCUGAACAGGAGCAGCUCCUCGUCCCCCACGCAGGGCUCCUCCAAGCCGCGGCCCCUCACUGUAAGGCUGAACCCCUCGCACAGCAGGAAGACGCUGCGCAACUCGCGGCUCGUCAGCCAGAAGGACGAUGUCCAUGUGUGCAUCAUGUGCCUCCGCGCCAUCAUGAACUACCAGUCUGGCUUCAGCCUGGUGAUGAACCACCCGGCCUGCGUCAACGAGAUCACCCUGAGCCUCAACAACAAGAGCGCCAGGACCAAAGCUCUGGUGCUGGAGCUGCUGGCCGCUGUCUGCCUGGUCCGAGGGGGACACGACAUCAUCCUGGCUGCCUUUGACAACUUCAAGGAGGUCUGCGGGGAGAAGAAUCGCUUCGAGAAGCUGAUGGAGUAUUUCAGAAAUGAGGACUCCAACAUUGACUUCAUGGUGGCCUGCAUGCAGUUCAUCAACAUCGUGGUGCACUCGGUGGAGAACAUGAACUUCCGAGUGUUCCUGCAGUACGAGUUCACCCACCUGGGGCUGGACCAGUACCUGGAGACCCUGCGCCUCACCGAGAGCGACAAGCUGCAGGUGCAGAUCCAAGCCUACCUGGACAACGUCUUUGACGUGGGGGCCAUGCUGGAGGACUCGGAGACCAAGACGGCGGUGCUGGAGCACAUGGAGGAGCUGCAGGAGCACGUCAGCCAGCUGACAGAGAAGCUGCAGGAUGCGGAGAACGACUCCAUGGCCAAGAUAGCGGAGCUGGAGAAGCAGCUGAGCCAGGCGCGGCGGGAGCUGGAGGCGCUGCGGGAGCAGCUGAGCCCGCCGCGGCCGCCCAGCCCGCCGUGCCCGCAGCCGCAGGAGUGUUACCGGCUGGCGCUGGAGCGGCGGCUGGCGGAGCUCGAGGAGAAGGGGCUGGUGCAGAUCCUGCGUGGGCCCGACGGAGACGUCGCCAUCGAGAUUGUCCCCGUUGUCAUAGAAACCCCCGCAACGCCCGUGGUUUCCGGGGACAGCACCGCCACCACGCCAGAUGCUCCGGCUCCGGCUCCGGCCCCACCGCCCCCACCCCCCCCGCCUCCCCCACCCCUACCGGGGGCUGAUCCCAUCCCCCCCCCACCCCCCGCCCCCCCCCUGCCCGCGGGCACCCCCACACCCCCCCCAGCACCCCCCCUGCCCGGUGCCCCGCUGCCACCGCCCCCCCCACCGCUCCCGGGGGCACCGGAGAGCCCCCUGCCCCCCCCUCCGCCACCCCCUCCCCUCGGUGGGGAACCCCCAGCCGGGCCGGGAGCCCCCUCCAGCACCAAUGGUUCAGUGAAGCUGAAGAAGCCGAUCCAGACCAAGUUCCGCAUGCCCGUCUUCAACUGGGUGGCGCUGAAGCCGAGCCAGAUCGACGGCACCGUGUUCACGGAGCUCAACGAUGAGAAAGUGCUGCAGGAGCUGGACAUGAGUGACUUUGAGGAGCAGUUCAAGACCAAGGCUCAGGGCCCUGCCCUGGACAUCAGUGCCCUCAAGGCCAAGGCCACGCAGAAGGCGCCCAGCAAGGUGACCCUGAUGGAGUCCAACCGCGCCAAGAACUUGGCCAUCACCCUGCGCAAGGGCGGCCGCAGCGUCCAGGACAUCUGCACGGCCAUCGAGACGUACGACCAGCAAGCCCUGAGCCUCGACUUCCUGGAGCUGCUGCUGCGCUUCCUGCCCACCGAGUACGAGCGCAGCCUCAUCGGGAAGUUCGAGCGGGAGCAGCAGCGGCCGGAGGAGCUGUCGGACGAGGAUCAGUUCAUGGUGCAGUUCAGCAAGAUCCCGCGGCUGGCCGAGCGCAUGAACGUCAUGAUCUUCCUGGGCAGCUUCGGGGACACGGCCCAGCUGCUGAUGCCGCAACUCAACGCCAUCAUCGCCGCCUCCAUGUCCCUCAAGUCCUCCAGCAAACUGCGGCACAUCCUCGAGAUCGUCCUGGCCUUCGGGAAUUACAUGAACAGCAGCAAGAGAGGGGCUGCCUACGGAUUCCGACUGCAGAGCCUCGACGCGCUGCUCGAGAUGAAGUCCACAGACCGCAAGCAGACGCUGCUGCACUACCUGGUGCGGGUGAUCAUGGAGAAGUACCCGGAGCUCACCGGCUUCCACACCGAGCUGCACUUCCUCGACAAGGCGGGCACAGUGUCCCUGGACGGGGUCCUGCAGGACGUGCGGAGCCUGCAGCAGGGCAUGGAGCUGACCCGCAGGGAGUUCAUGCGGCAGGACGACAGCCCGGUGCUCAAGGACUUCCUCAAGGUCAACUCCGAGGUGAUGGAGAAGCUGCAGGCUGACAGCAAAACCGCCAAGGAAGCCUAUGAGUCAGCUGUGGAAUAUUUUGGGGAGAACCCCAAGACCAGUCCCCCCACCACCUUCUUCCCCAUGUUCAUGCGCUUCAUCAAAGCCUACAAGAAAGCAGAGCAGGACAUUGAGCUGUGGAAGAAGCAGGAGGCUGCAGCCAAGGAGGCAGAAUCCGGCUCCCCUGGCAGCGAGCAGCAGCCCGAGCUGCCUGUGCAGAAGGCCAGGAGGCAGCAGAUGGACAUGAUAGCUGAGCUGAAGAAGCGGCAGAUGGUGAAGGAGCCGCUCAUCUACGAAGGCAAAGAUGGGGCCAUCGAGGAUAUAAUUUCAGCUCUCAAAACUGUUCCUUUCACGGCCCGGACGGGCAAACGCUCGUCCCGGCUCUUCUGCGACGUGAGCUUCAACGAGGAGAGUCCUCUGUAGAUCUGCGGAACAACCCGUACCGGCGGGGGGACAAGGCCCGCGGCAGCGCCAAGAAGCGGGCGGCGGGGCAGAGCCUGCAGGCGACGCCGGACAUGGCGCUGUGACCGGCGCCGUCCCUGCAGCGGCAGCACCGGGCCAGCACCGUCCUCCCGACACGGGUGGCACCGCAGGGUGUCGGUCCCUGUGCCCGGGGCUCGGCGGGAUGGACAGACAGUGCCCGCUCCGAGCUGCUCCAGCCGCUUGAUGUGCCAGCUCUGCUGGGCACAGCACCCCCGGCGCUUGCUUGGCCGCGUCCCUGAGCUCCUCUCCGCAGCCUGGCGGGUCGUCCUGGCUACAGGGAAGCACAAAAAGGGCUCCAGCUUGUCCUGGAAGGAAAAGAGAGGCUGUCCCAUCCCUACCCCGGCCCUGUGUCCUUGUCCCACCCUGAAGAAGGGGAGGGGGUGUCAGCCAGGGACACAGCGCUCUCCGCCCAUCUCAUCUCACAUCUCACAUCUCAUCUCACAUCUCAUCUCAUCCUCCCCGGCCCGCAGAGCCCCCCAGAGCCGCGUUCCCAGCCCGGGCACCUCCCAGAGCCAGGGGCUGGCAGCGGUGCUAUUGUACAGCAUUUUAUAAAGUCUUCCUUCGAAUUUCUCCGCGCUGCGGCAGAGGGGAUUGGAACCCCCCCACGCAGGGCGGCCCCAGGGCUGUGGCGAGCAGCGCUGUGCAGGCUCCGGAGCUGCGACAACCAGCAGCAGGGACAAAUUUCCCUGCGAGGUGGUGGCAUCUCCAUCCACCUGCAUCCCCAUCAUCCUUUGGGAUGAAUUGGGACUGUCAGCUUUGUGGGGCUCCCCGUUUUCUCGGUGGGACUCUCAGGAGAUGCUGCACCCCAAUCCCUGCUGCCGCCUGCAGAAGCGGCCCCGGAGCCGCACGAACCUCUCGGUACCGGCCCGGACCCGGCUCUCCCUCCCUGCCCUGCCCCGCUGUUGCUCAAUAACCCCGCAAUGCCGUAGUUAAACCUCUGCUGGUGAUUCACCCCGCUCCUCCCUCCUCCUGGCCCGUCCUUCCUCGCUUCAGCCACAGCAGCCGCUGCUUCCUGCUGUAUUUAAGCUGCUUCAGCGCCGGCUCCGUGUCCGGGGAGGGAUGGGAAAUGAAUGUGUAACUUAUAAAUGCCUUUAAGCCAGAAGUGUAAACCAUUAACUGCUCAUUUGUAUACAUUAUUUUUAUAUACUGAAGGCCUGUUUAAUCUAAAGCAGAACUGUAAUAAAAACGUCUCAGAGUUGAUGAA
Molecule: messenger RNA, 6805 nt
Organism: Melospiza georgiana
Lineage: Eukaryota; Metazoa; Chordata; Aves; Passeriformes; Passerellidae
Gene: FMNL1
Product: formin like 1
Biological process (GO): cell migration; cortical actin cytoskeleton organization; regulation of cell shape
Cellular component (GO): cytosol
Molecular function (GO): small GTPase binding; actin filament binding
Source: RefSeq, a predicted model, not a curated record